Molecule: messenger RNA, 1154 nt
Organism: Drosophila novamexicana
Lineage: Eukaryota; Metazoa; Arthropoda; Insecta; Diptera; Drosophilidae
Product: potassium voltage-gated channel protein Shaker-like
Exons: 3
Coding region: 83-652 (189 amino acids)
Biological process (GO): potassium ion transmembrane transport
Cellular component (GO): voltage-gated potassium channel complex; membrane
Molecular function (GO): delayed rectifier potassium channel activity
Source: RefSeq, a predicted model, not a curated record
AGCGGUUUAUUUUGCGGAAGCUGGAAGCGAAAAUUCCUUCUUCAAGUCCAUACCCGAUGCAUUUUGGUGGGCAGUCGUUACCAUGACCACCGUUGGAUAUGGUGACAUGACACCCGUCGGCGUUUGGGGCAAAAUUGUGGGAUCAUUAUGUGCGAUUGCUGGUGUACUAACAAUCGCACUGCCCGUACCGGUUAUCGUCAGUAAUUUCAAUUACUUCUAUCACCGCGAAACGGAUCAGGAGGAGAUGCAGAGCCAAAACUUUAAUCAUGUUACUAGUUGUCCAUAUUUGCCAGGUACAUUAGUAGGUCAACACUUGAAGAAAUCAUCGUUGUCCGAGUCCUCAUCGGAUAUGAUGGAUUUGGACGAUGGUGUUGAAUCGACGCCAGGGUUAACUGAAACACAUCCUGGACGCAGUGGAGCAGCUCCGUUUUUGGGAGCCACACAGAUGCAGCUGCAACCGCCGCCAGCGCAGCAGCAGCAGCAACAACUACAGCAGCAGCAGCAACAGCAGCAACUGCAACUGCAGCAGCAGAAUGGCUUCAAGCAGCUGCAGUCAACAGUAAGCGUCAGUGCGGCAACUGGCAGCGCUGGAAGCAGUCUCACAAUGAGGCACAACAAUGCGCUGGCUGUUAGCAUCGAGACCGACGUUUGACUACUGGGUAAGUGUGCGCCUUUACUCUCUCUUCCCCGCCCCACUCCACCUCUCUCUCUCUCUAUGUCUCUCUGUCGCCCAAUCUCUCUGUCAUGCCCCCUAACAGCCCUUUCGCAUUCAUAAACACUUUCCCUGAUCUCCCAAUCAAGCUCAUUCGUAAAGCAUUUCGUAUGCUAAGCAAAUCGCAAAAUCUUCAGCUAAAGCUAUUUUUCUUCAUUUCUCUUUCUCUCUCUUUCGCUCCUUUUCUAUCUCCAACUCUCUGUCUCUCUCUGUCUUGAGCACAAGUCUUGACUCCCAAUUUCUAAUGCACAAGCACCAAAACUUCAGUAUAGUUUACUCGUAAAGUCACAAUGAUAUCAGCUGAAAAUGGUCACCUAAAACAGUGUUGAGCAGCUGUGAAAAGUGCGUUCUUAAGCCAUUUGCCAACACUUGUUACAGGCAACUGCUAUUAUCAAACAUUUUGCAACACUGAUAGAGCAUUUUUUGCCUGCUUCACUUUCAG